Molecule: messenger RNA, 728 nt
Organism: Chara braunii
Lineage: Eukaryota; Viridiplantae; Streptophyta; Charophyceae; Charales; Characeae
Source: the annotation of a GenBank genome assembly
GCGCAGCCGGUAAGGCUGCUACUAUUAAUGCAACAACACCAAGCAUAAGACAUACCAAUGCCAAGAUCAAGGCAAGGUGGAGGUUCGAACUUGAACCAACUCCGGAAAAUGAGCCGCGCGGGAGGUGAGAUGACUCCACCUCUCACGCCGCCGGAUUCGGCCGCCUUGCUAGUGGCCUCGUACACAUCCGAGGAGAACGUGGAUGUUGCAAGUCCUCGAUUUACUAACGAGGAUUACGUUGUCCACCUGGUCCCACCGUUGGACCAACCACUCCAUGUGCAAGACUCCACCACAUGCACAAUUUCAUCACCAUUGGCAACCGAUUCGACAGCUUCGUCACCAACUUUCGUCGGGCACUCGAUGUCAUCGUCAAGACUUGAGGAACUCGACCCGUUGACGAUCGUGGACUUCCAAUGGAUGCCCCUUCCCCCGACAAGUCGAUUGUCGAAACCACAUUGCAACACGCUCAUGGCACAAUUGCGGGAGUACUUGCACAUUGCAGUACCAGCUCUGUUGAUAGACGUCGGAGUAGAGGUUGUCGACGUUCGUGACAACCUUGCGAAGAUCGACCGCGAGUUCAAGACACAACGGUUCAUGCUCAUCUACCUCGACGAUAUCUUGGUGUACAGUCGGAGCUUGGACGAGCAUGUGGACCACCUAUGAAAUGUCUUGGAGCGGCUACAACAAGCCAAGAACAAGGCCAACCGCAACAAAUGUGAAUUCACGCG